AUGUCUCAAGAACCAAGGAAGAAGAACGUUGUCGGUCCUAAACUUGUCAAAAAUGUCCAUGGGGUCAAGUUCCUUGGAUCGAAGACUUCAUCCUCCACACCGUCUAGGGUUACUCGCUCAUUUGCUCCAAUUGCAUCUCCAGAAUCCUCUGGACCUGCCAAGAGGACAAGAAGCAUGAGAAUUAAACAUGUUGUUCAUAAGAAAGGAGGCUACAAGGCUUCAAAUGCUCAGGAUAUCUCUAAUGACUCCAGGCCAAGUGAAAAUGCUGGUGAUGAUCAAACAAUUGAUGUUCAGAAUGCUGAAGCAAAUCAAGUCAUCAAUGAUGUGUUGGAUGAAGAGCGUGGUUCUGACUCUGGUUCUGAAGAAAAAUCUCAAGGAUCAGGUGCUGCGAAGGGCGAUGAUUCUGAUGCUGAAAAUCCUGACUCUACAAGUGAGAAGACUCCAUCUGUGGAGGUCCCCCAUCAAAAAUCUUCUGAACCCUCGUCCAAAAACGGUAAGGAACCAGUGUUGAUUUCCUCUAAAGAAGAAGAACCUGAUGGUGAAGUAUUGAUCAAGAAUUUUGCAAGCAAGAAGGCUCCUGGUUCUGUCCAAGUUCCUAAGCAGAAGAAAAAGAAAGAAAAGAAGGAGAAGAAGGUUGCUGCCUCCAUUGGGAAGAAGAGAAAACAUGUUCCUGACACUGUCUGUGAACCAGAUGUCGAGCAAGAUGUUCCAGACAUCUCUACCACUGUCAAGAAGAGAGUCAAGGGGAAAAGAAUUCCUUUGAAUGUUCCAGAUGCCCCCAUGGACAAUAGAAGAAUUGUUGUUGAAAGAGAGUUGAGUGAAGAAGCCUUAAGUUACACAGAGAUCAUUGAUGUUAUUGAGAAGACUGAAUUAAUGAAGACUGUGACUGGAUUGGAUAAUUUCUUUAUUCAACUGAUAAGAGAAUUAAUUGUGAAUAUUCCUUCUGAUUGUGACAAUGAGGAUAAUGUUGAGUACAGAAAAGUGUUUGUGAGGGGAAAAGGUAUAGACUUAUCUCCUGAAGUGAUAAACAAUUAUUUGGGCAGAAGUCCUGAUGCUGUGACUAAGGGGGAGCCUGACUUGGACAGGGUUGCUAAUACCAUCACUGGGAAGCUGGUCAGAAAAUGGCCAAAGAAAGGGUUGUUACCCUCUGGGAAGUUGACUGCUAAGUAUGUUGUGCUCUACAAAAUAGGCACUGCAAACUGGAUGGCCACUCAACAUUUAUCGGGAGUGACUCCUCCCUUGGACAGAAUGCUUUACUUGAUUGGAAUAGGAGGCGAAUUUGAUUUUGGAAAUCUUGUCUAUGAGCAGACUUUCAAGCAUGCUGGAUCAUUUGCUGUGAAGCUGCCUAUUCUGUUUCCCUGUCUUCUCAUUGGGCUGAUUAUGCAUCAACAUCCUAACAUUUUGAGAGGAACUGCAAGUGUCAGUGGUACUAAGGCCUCUGGGUCAAGCAAGGAGGACAUUGUGGGUGAAAUGCAGGAAAUUUCAAAGACCCUGCAAGACACCAUACAAGCCUGCAAGGUGAGGAAACUUAAUGUUGAUCAACUGAUCAAAGCUCUGGCUGAGGUUCAUGCUGCUGCUGAGGAAGAAGAGGUUGAAGAGGAAACUGAGAUUGCUUGGGAUGAGAAUGUUGCUGCUGAAGAAGAAGAGGCUCAAUAUGAAACUGUUGGAGAAGAAGAACAAGAGGCUGCUAAAGAAGAUGAUGUAACGGGUUCUACCAGUUCUGCCACUGUUAGUCGCUUCUCUUUAAGUCCUUUUUAG
Lotus japonicus is the source of this 1758-nucleotide messenger RNA. RefSeq lists its product as uncharacterized. Lineage: Eukaryota; Viridiplantae; Streptophyta; Magnoliopsida; Fabales; Fabaceae. The transcript has 5 exons. The coding region runs from base 1 to 1758 and encodes 585 amino acids. The record is from RefSeq and is a predicted model, not a curated record.